Molecule: messenger RNA, 348 nt
Organism: Tinamus guttatus (white-throated tinamou)
Lineage: Eukaryota; Metazoa; Chordata; Aves; Tinamiformes; Tinamidae
Source: RefSeq, a predicted model, not a curated record
CUGCGUUAUGCCAACAACAGCAACUACAAAAAUGAUGUCAUGAUCAGAAAGGAGGCUUAUGUUCAUAAGAGUGUGAUGGAGGAGCUAAAGAGAAUCAUUGAUGACAGUGAAAUUACAAAAGAAGAUGAUGCUCUGUGGCCUCCUCCUGAUAGAGUUGGUCGGCAGGAGCUUGAAAUAGUAAUCGGUGAUGAGCACAUCUCUUUUACCACAUCAAAAAUCGGUUCACUCAUAGACGUUAAUCAAUCCAAGGAUCCAGAAGGCUUGAGAGUGUUCUACUACUUGGUUCAGGACCUUAAAUGUCUAGUCUUCAGUCUUAUCGGACUACACUUCAAGAUUAAGCCAAUUUAA